UUUUGUGCCAUUUCGCACGAUAGUUCUAAAGACGACGAAGAAGAAGAAGACGGAGAAGAAAUCUGCUGUCUGCUAGGGUUUCUUCCUCUCGAGAAACCUAGCGAUCCAUCCGCCGAAUUGGAAGAACUCGCUCCAAUUCCGAGUUUCCAAUACUGACUUCCGGAUUCGAACCGAACGAUUCUGUUGGGUUUCGGUUCGGAUUCGAGUUCUUUGGUGCAGAUCUGCUGCGAUGAUUUCUAGGAAUAUUGUCGACUUUUCCUGAUCUUGAAUCCCCGUUUCGAUGAAAUACGUCGGGUUUUGCCGAGUCGGAUUCGUUGAAGAUCGGAAUGGAGAGAAAUAGGGAGAGUAGAAGAGGAACGGCUGCUGUUUCCGGAAGCUUCUCGUCUUCUCGGCGCAGAUCUCGAGGCAACGUGUUUAGGGAGUCUCACGGUGUUUCUGAGGUUGAAGAUGGAGGGAACGAUCCCGUGGUUAGAGAUCGAUCCAACGGUAACGAUCGAUCUAGAAGGAGACGGAGGCUGAGCAGCUCAAACGAGAGCUUCCGUGUUGAUCAGGAUGACGUUGCAGACGGAAGCUCCGACGAGAGCUUGGAUGAAGAGCAUGAGGAAGAAGAUGAGAUGGUUCCACGCACCGGAGGUUCGUUGCGGCAGGCUAGCAGAGGCAAAUCGCAGUGGAAGGGAUCGGAUGAGGUUAUUGGGGUUUCAGUUCCUCGCAAGGCUCGCUCUGCUUCGGCUAAAAGGUUGCAGGAUUCAUUUCCGGCUGUUCGGCAGUCUUCUUCUUCUUCGCCUGCCCGGACUAGUGCCGCAUCUGUUUCCCCACCCCCGUCCAAUGCUUCAAUGAGAGCAGGCAAAAGAAUGAAACCUGUAACGAUGAAAACAAAGCCCAUGAAGACAUCAAAAGUCUCAAUUUCAGAAAGUGAAGUUGAAGUUGAAGUUGCUCAGGUCUUGUAUGGACUCACCAGGCUGCAGUCUCAUCCCUCUCCUGCCAAGCCAGAGAUCUUUCAAACUUCUUCCCCAAAACUUGAUCUGAAGCACAACUCAUCAAAUGAAGCUUCAGUCUCAGUUGUGUCCAAAGCUUCAUCUCCAGUGUCAAGUCCUGUUUCACCCCCAUCUUCGCAACCCUUAGUGUUGCCACAACAUUCAAGCCCUGUUGCUGCACCAACUCUGAUGGCUCCAAAAAGGAAAAAGCCAAAGCCUGUAUCGUUAGAAGACAGCAGCGACCCCACUACCUUGAUGGCAUGUUCUUCCAAGUCCUCUGGAAGCACCAAUGCAGGGAACCCUAUCAGUUUGGUUGCCGCUUCUCCUGUAAUGAAGAUGGCAGCAGACAAGGAUCCCCAAGGUACAAAAGUGGAGGUUUUAUCUGCAGAAGGUGACAAACAUGCAGCAGUCAGUAAUUCUGAUUCUUCCAAACCGGAAACUUCUUUGCCAGUUUCUUCAACCUGUCAGACUUCUAUGCCAAGAGAUCCUCUCCAUCCAGAAGAGAAACCAAGCUCCUUGAAUCCUGCUGAGGCAAAAACCGUCGUGUCUCCAGAAGAGAGGGUACCUGUAAGUGUUGUCCCGACAACAGCAGAAGAAAGAAUUUUAGAUGCCGACUGCAAAUUAUCCAUUGAUCAAAAUCAACAAAUCACCCAAAAGGAGAUGAGCUCUUUCAGCCAAGAUUUGCCUGUUCCAGAUGUUAAGCUUGAGGCACCAAAGAUGUGUGUUUCUCCUCAUAAAAUUAGAUGUUCUUCAGUUUCUGCUGCUACUGAGGGAGUGAAAGGGCCUAGAAUUGAAAUCGAUCUGAUGGCACCUCCUGAAAAUUUCUGUCCUGAUGACUGCAUGACCAAUGCUGUUGAUAGAAGUGCCCCUCUUGCAUCAGAUUACGGGCAUCGCCAAGUCAUUGAUGGAACUGUUGAUAAGAGCAAAGGAAUCACCAAUAUAGCUGAAAAGAUGGAGGUAGAGAAAGCAUCAGUGAAGCAGGAUCACAGCAUUCUGUCCGAGGUGAAAAUCCAAGUAAAGGAAGCUGUGGAGGAGGUGAACUUGGAGAAACAGUCAGUCAACGAGAGGAAAACUGAAUCACAUCAUGAUGGACACAAUUUGGAUAGGGCUGGUAACAAGCAACAGCACUUUCAGAAACUUACCAAAAGUACAGCAAGACAGGCAGAGAGAACUGCACCACCCAUAGGGAUCAUACCUACUGCUGCAACCCCGACUCCCAUGAUGAUUCCUGGUUGGCAUGGAGGUCUUCCUCCAUUUGGGUAUCUGGGUUCAAGCCCAGCUAAUCCUUCUGGAGUGCCAUCUGUUCGAGGAGCUAUACAUAUGGAAGGGAAUGCUGCCAUCCCAAAUGCCCCUGUUGUCAUGUUACCACAUCCGCGGCCAAAUCGUUGUGCAACUCAUCUUUUCAUUGCUCGUCUUAUCCAUUACCAGCAACAACUAGCAAGACUCAACCCUUUCUGGCAUGCUGCUGCUGCUGCUGGCUCAGCAGCUCUUUAUGGAGCCAAGCCCUAUAACAUGAGUAUCUUGCCCCAGUCAGAUGUAUUACUGUUUGGUGGCUCUUCUAUCAGGAAUCCAAACACCCUACCCAACAGUAGUCUUGGAUGUGGUUCAGCAGGCAGUCUAAAUGGCCACAACCUGAAGGAAAAGGCUCCCAACUCUUUUGCAGAUGUGCCAAGAAAGCAGCCAUUACUUCCUCAAUCAGCACAGCAGGGGCCGGCCUUCAUUUUUCCCAUCUCCCAGUCUAAAGCAGGGGAAACAAAACCGGGCGGCUUAGCAGAAAGUGCAGGUUUAUUGUCCGCCUCUGGAGCAGCAGCUGCAGCUGUGGCUGCUGCUGCCGCUUCUGCAAAUACCAAGUUUGGCAACAUAGCAACACCAACCUCCGAUCCUCAGUACCUCACCAUGCUUCACAGUAACUAUCCUUUUCCUGUCCCACCACCCUACAGGGCCCAUAUAAACCAGCAACCGCUGCAGCCAGCAGCAGCUCCUUUCUUUGCUGGCUCUUUCUACCCUUCUCAGCUAUUGCAGCUCCAGUCACACUCCCUGCCACAAACUCAAAAUCCCACCUGUUCAACUGGGUCAUUGACCUCUCAUAAGCAGCACCUCCGACCACCGCAUGGGUUUCCAGCAUCAAAGCCUCCAGAGUCUCAUGGCACUGAGCUCGAACCUCCCAAGAACAGUGAGGAUGGUACUGAUGGUCAAGCCUCGCUUGUUCAGAAGAAGAAGCUCCAGGCCCAGAACUUCCCCAGCAACUACCCAAACUUAAACACAAACUUGCCUCAGAAUUUUCCGAUCAUGGCAGCGGCUCUGGGUGGAAAGCUGCCACAACAGCCUGGUGACCCAGGUUUCCAGACGAUCAUGAAAGGUGUAGAGGUAGCCAGGCCAGUCCCACCAGGACAAGCAAUGCUGCAAGCCUUGCCAGAUGUUGGGCAUAACCAUUAUCAGCUUGGUAAUCUGUCAAAAGCUCCAGCAAAGGUUCCUGUUGCCAGGGACAAUGAUAAGUCGACUGAGUCUAGCCACCCCCCAUCGAUGGGAACUGCUGUGCAGCAGCAGGUCAUGGCUCGAGCCAAACCAGCUGUUUCUGCUGCCUCAACGGUUAUGGCAUCAGGGGGGAUGGCUUAUGCUGACCGGAUGCCUGUGGUCUAUUCCAGUGCCAAUUUUCCAGGAGGGCCGAUGGGCUUGUCAAACAUGCAGAACCCCCUGCAGUGGAAGAUGCAAUCUUCUCAGAGAGUGGCUCAAGCAGGCCCUCUUGGAAAUGCCAUUCUUCAAUCACCUGCAGCAGUACUUGCAACCUCCAAUGCUGGAAGUCCAGCAGGGAAGGUGGCGAAACUCCCAUCCACACCGCUGAAUUCAAGCCAGAAAGUGAUGACUACUGGGCCGUCUGUUUCAGCUCAGUCAGCUCAGGCUCAGAGCCUGGGUAAGAACCAGCAGCUCUUCUUCAAUUCGGAGCCUGUGCACCAGAGUGGUGGCACUGCUUUGCCCCAGAAGCGGCAUGCAGAGCCAAAUUCCGUAGCACAGGCAGUGUUUUCUGGCAACAUGAAUGCGAGAAGGGCUGCCAAUCAGCAUGCACAGCCAGUGCUGACAGGGUCUGGUGCUGGCAGUUAUGUUGUGGGUGGUGGGAAGGGUGCUGCUGUCCUUGGUCCUUUGGUUGGUGGCCCUAUAGCCGCAAUGGCUGGGGCAUCCUAUGGAAAAUCAGCUACAAACUUGCCUGCGAAAUCAACUGAACAAAAACCAGCGACAGCUUGAGGAAAAAAAUGAUGUGCAAAGGAUGAAAAGGCAAGCAGAGCUUCCACAAGGAGCCAAAACACUUUCUUCAAGGAGUGGCAGGACCCUUGGGGGGUGGGGGUGGCUGUGGGUCGGCUGAGCAGGAGCUGGUCAAGAGAUCCUAGGGUUGGAAAUUGCACGUUGAAGUUGAUGAUGAUGAUGAUGGGGCCCCCCCAGAUUUUGACAACGAGGAAGGGAUAUUGAGAGGAGAGGGAGAGAUGUUAAUCCAUUGUAUCGUAGGUUUAGGGCAUGAGUUAGGAGCUAAAUCUUAUUUUUGAGUUGUAUAUUAAUCUCUCCUUCUCUUUCUU
Messenger RNA from Magnolia sinica, 4540 nucleotides. Its product is annotated as protein TIME FOR COFFEE-like. Gene Ontology annotation, cellular component: nucleus. The transcript is spliced from 15 exons. The record is from RefSeq and is a predicted model, not a curated record. NCBI's taxonomy places the organism in Eukaryota, Viridiplantae, Streptophyta, Magnoliopsida, Magnoliales, Magnoliaceae. Gene Ontology annotation, biological process: regulation of circadian rhythm. Bases 327 to 4214 code for a protein of 1295 amino acids.